This is a messenger RNA of Labrus bergylta (ballan wrasse), 3167 nucleotides long. Its product is annotated as thrombomodulin-like. NCBI's taxonomy places the organism in Eukaryota, Metazoa, Chordata, Actinopteri, Labriformes, Labridae. Gene Ontology annotation, cellular component: external side of plasma membrane; extracellular matrix. Gene Ontology annotation, biological process: cell migration. The record is from RefSeq and is a predicted model, not a curated record. Gene Ontology annotation, molecular function: calcium ion binding; extracellular matrix protein binding; extracellular matrix binding.
ACUGGCCCGAACACAACUUCCUUCCUCUCCUGGUCCGACUUUAAAAAAACAUUACAGUAGGAGGCUUUUAUAAAUGAGGAGCAUGUUGCGCUUUCAGUCACUCUACCAACUUCUGAUCGUCGAACAGACAGAUUUAUACCACCACAAGCUCUUCUAACAUCGACAUCAUGGUACCAACAACAAGUGCACUUAUUUGCGUGCUUUUACUGUUUUGGCUUGAGGAAACAGUUCACUCCCAGCGAGGACAUUGCGCGGGGAAAACAUGUCAUGCGGUUUUCCAGGAGCCCAGAGACUUCAAAGGUGCGCGCAGCCGCUGCAAAGAGCCGAGUGGAGAGUUAUUCGUUUACAGCUCGGCAAGCGAAGUGAUAUUGAACAGCAUAGUAGGUGGGAUUAGCGGCCAAUACUGGCUGGAAGUGCACGGCACCAGCGAGAGAGCAGAGGAGGCAGGUCUCAAAAAUUGCUCUUCCAUUUCAGUGGUGGUGGGUCGGAAACUCGAGGUACUGUUGGAGCCGUGUCAAAAAAGGCUUGACGGGUUUCUGUGCCAGUUUGCAUUCGACGAGCCCUGCGGUAAGUUGCCGACAGGUGGGGGCGCACAGGUGACCUACGACACGUAUAUGGGCUUCAAGGUAAAAAAUUCAGAAACAUUUCCACCAGGAACCAUCGCUGUGGCAGAAAAGGUCGGCAGCAUAUUUCCAGACUCCAAGUAUGUGUGUUUCUCAAGUGGCUGGUUAAAAGCUCCAUGGAAUUGUGAGGUGAUGAUGGGUGGGUGUGACCACAACUGCAAUUCUACAACACGCUCCUGCAUCUGUCCCGCAGGGCAAAGUCUCAACUCUAACAACAUCACCUGCACCAAGGAUCCUGACACCGAAUGCGAGCAUGAAUGCCAAAAGGAGGGUGGCACACAGGUGUGUAAGUGCGACAAAGACGGGAGGAGCCGUGUGGCUGUGGACGAGUGCACAGAGGAGAACCCUUGCACAGGUGAGAAUAAAGAGUGUGAGGACACUCAGGAAGGGUUUCGUUGCAGGUGCAAAGGAGACUUCCAUGAGGAAGAGGGCGUGUGUGUCGACAGUACAAUCUGUAUGAAGUGUGAACAUAGGUGUGAGAACUACAGAGGGGUUUACCAGUGUGUAUGCCUGCCGGGAUAUAAAGUGUCAGCCACAGACCCCACAAAGUGUGAGCAGCACUGCACAGAGAGAGCUUGUCUAGCCAAAUGCAUUACUAAUGAUGGGAAAAUUCAGUGUUCCUGCCCUCUUGGUUACAUUUCAGAUACGGUCAAUGGCACAGCCUAUUGCACGGACAUUAAUGAAUGUGAGAACAAGAGACACUGUGAUCACACAUGUUCAAAUUCAUUUGGUGGCUACAAAUGUUCGUGUGACCCGGGGUACGAGCUGUACAAGGAGUACAAAUGUGUUAAACAGAAGGAGAAGGGCGAUGAUGAAUCAGGCUCGACCUCCCUGUACCCCACACCCGAGAGCGCACAGCCAGCCGUAGUCCCCUCUUACAUCAAGACUGGCAGCGUCCUGAGUAUCACAGUAUUCGUGGUUCUGCUUGCAGUGCUUCUGUGUUUUCUGGUCCGAAACAUGUUGAAACGCUGUGGCAAAUUUCAGCUUUCCUCCUUCAAACACCAUGACAUUGAUAUUUUCUACCUGCAGCAGGUGACCACAGAAACCUAUAAGAGGUUAUCUUUUGACUGACCAGUGAAAAAACUGAGAGUCCUUAAAAACUGUAAGUGCAAUGCUUUUUAGGACCUCACUGACAUGUCAGGUUUGCAAUGACACUAAACCUUUUUUAUUUCAUCAGUGACAUAAGAAUGAGAAGAUUGUUUACUGCCACUGUUUAAGUGUAGUCGCUGUCUAAUAACACUGUAUCACACUGUACUGGACACUAUUUCUUUCAUUUGCCUUGGUCUCCACAUGACAUUUGUAUUGUUCAUAAUGUUACAUGUCACAUCUUUGUCAUAACAGACUUACUGUAUUUGUGAACUGCUUUGUGCAUCUUUAAAUGUUAUGUUUGUAAAAUGACACAAAAAACAUCCAAAAGAAUGCAAAUCUCACUAGUCAAAUGCAAACUGUUUCUUAGUGCUCUGUUGAGACACAGGCUCAAUGUCGCACUGUGGCAAACAUUGGAUCAUAAAAUAUGUUAAGUUGUUUUGCAUUGGAUCAUGAAUUUAGACACAAUGUGUUUUUUUUAAGGUUUGUUUUGGGGGCUUUUGGGUCUUCAUGUGCGGACCACAGCCUCCGCACAUGGGGUCCACGCACUGUCCCCAAUGUCUUAUUUUUUAAAGCACCUGUUAGAUUUGAGAUAUAUAUUUGUUGCCUUUGGACCUAAUUCUGAUGCACAUUAAGUCAUUAAAAGCAUAUUUAAGCUUUACUGACAUAUUCAAGUUUUUUCAAAUUCAUAGUCCUGUCUGGUUUCUUAUCUAUUACAAAUCCAUAUUCUGACCUUUUCAACGUGUAGUUUCUUUGUAAAUCUAAAGAUGUUGGUAAAGUCCAUUCAGUUCCCCAAACAUUAAAUCGUGACUCUGCAGGGCUUUACCCAGAAGCACAAUCAAUUCUACCACCCUACAGUAUAGACUGUGAAUUUGAUCAAACAAAAGAGUUAUUCAUCAAUUUAUGUGCAUCAGAAUAUUUCACAUGUAAUGGAAGUUCAUAUUUCUAUGUUCACUUUUAAUCCUGAGGGGCUACAGUGUAAUAUCGAUUGAGACCACAGACAUGUGCAUGUGGUGGAAUGUUUUUCAUAUAACUGUAGACUGUGAGCCCAGAUGCUGCGGCUAUAGUCCACAUAUAUAAAACAACCUCAUUUGCACCUUAUUCUGAUUAACUCAGCUGCUACAUGUCUGAAGUUUUGUCUGUAAAUAUGUCACAAUUGAAUGAUCAAAUGCCACUAUGGAUUAACUCUCCUGUUCACUUUACACUGUUCCUGCAAUGCUGGUGAAUUUAGAUUCAAACUGCUGUUUUUUUUUAUUUAGACAAUAAGCUGGUGCUCCACAUAUAUGUGUAGGUGCAACACUGGAGUAAGUAUCACCAUUAUAGAGGCAAAAAAUGUAUUAAUGCAACUGUGCCGCCUUGGUCAUCUUUAAAGUAUGAAUAUAGAUAAAUGUAAAUAUGCAGAUAUGGGGAAGACAAAAUGAAGACUUUAUUAAGCAAAUAAACACAAAAACGAUGUUU